Molecule: messenger RNA, 1743 nt
Organism: Kwoniella shivajii
Lineage: Eukaryota; Fungi; Basidiomycota; Tremellomycetes; Tremellales; Cryptococcaceae
Exons: 3
Coding region: 1-1743 (580 amino acids)
Cellular component (GO): plasma membrane
Source: RefSeq, a predicted model, not a curated record
AUGCGAGUUGAAGUCUUUAUCCCUGUCGUCGCCUUCAUGGCUGCUCAAGGUGCUAUUGCUGCUCCUGUUUCCCAAGACCAAGCCAACCUUGACAAAAGAUGGUGUCUUUUCGGCAUCAUUGGUACAUCAUGCGGGGGCUCCACUGCUGUGACCUCUUCUGCUGUCGCUUCCUCUGCUGCCAAGACGUCUACAUCAGCUGUCGUUGCCUCCUCGGCCAAGUCAUCAGCUGUGUCCUCAGCCUCCGCUGCCAAGGUUACUUCAUCUUCUGCUGUUUCUGUCAAGGCAGCCACCACCACUGUCACCACUGCCGCCGCUACCAGUACUGCUGCUUGGUCCACUUGCAAAGACUUUGACUGGUCUGCAUGGGGUACUGGCUGGUCUUGGGGUGGUUACAACAUUGACUACGUCAAGGCAUGGUACGUCGACACCUACGGUCUCAAACCCCCUCCAAACAUGUCAUGGAACCAAGUAUCUUCCUUGGUCAGCAAGUUCGGUCAAAAGACAACUGCUUCUGGCGCCAAAGCUACCUCUGUUUACAAGCACGGAGGUGGCUGCGGUAACCCAUGGACUUCCGUAUCACCUGCUACCAGCACUGGCAAGAUAUCUACUACCGCUGCCGCUGCAUCAUCAACUUCCAAAGCUGCGAGCUCCAUCAGCUCCGCAGCUGCUGCCAGCAAGUCCUCAGCAGUUGUAAGCGCAUCAGCCGCCUCCAGCGCUUCCGCUAGCAAGUCAUCCGCUGCCGCUUCCUCAUCCGCCGCUGCUUCUUCCGCCAGCGCCAGCGCCAGCAAAGCCGCUGUGUCCAGUGCUCCUGUCGUCGCCUCAUCUGCUGCUGCUCCCGUCGUUUCCAGCGCCGCCGCCCCCUCAUCCGCCGCUGCCUCAUCUGCUGUUGCUUCUUCCGCCGCUGCCUCAUCUGCUGCUGCUUCACCUGUGGCUGCCAGCUCAGCCGCCGCUAGUCCCGUGGCACCUUCUGUUGCCGCCAGCUCUGCGGCAUCAUCUGUUGCUGCCGCCGCUACCGGUGUAUCUGGUACAAGCACUGGUUCCAACGACGGUUCAGGUAGUGCUGCUUCGGCCAGUGCAUCUUCCUCCGCUGCUCCUGCUGCUACCAGCGCCGCAGUCGCUAUCAACGGUUUCUCUGCCGGUGGAUGCGUUCAAGAAGUUUCCGGUCGACUUCUCUCAAAAGUUCAAACCUCUUCUUCUGAUAUGACCAUCGAAAAAUGUACCGCUCUUUGUGGAAGUUACGGUUACGGUGUCGCUGGUGUUGAAUACGGUAACGAGUGCUACUGUGGUGUGCAAGAUGAUGUUGAUGAUGCUGCUGUCUCUGGUCAAUGUUACAUGCCUUGUGCCGGCGACUCUACCGAGACCUGCGGUGGACCUAACGCUCUUAACAUCUACAUCAACCCCGACCUUCAACCCGCCACCACUGUCCUUCCUUCUGGUUGGUCAACAUACGGUGUCGUGUCCGAAGGUACCAACGGAAGAGCUCUUACCUACACUCUCUGGAGCGACCCCUCCAACACCAUUGAGUCUUGUGCCACAGGAUGUGCCGCUCUUGGUUACACCAUCGCCGGUACUGAAUACUCUUCCGAGUGUUACUGCGGUAACUCAUUCUCAAACGGUGGUGGUGCCCUCCUCGAUGAUUCUUCCGCCUUCAUGGCUUGUUCCGGCGAUCUCGCUGAGAUGUGUGGUGGACCAUCCAUCUUGAGCGUUGUCACUUCCAUCACUGGUACUAUCCCAUCAAGCUAG